Messenger RNA from Cryptomeria japonica (Japanese cedar), 1707 nucleotides. RefSeq names its product GDSL esterase/lipase At2g23540-like. The transcript has 5 exons. Gene Ontology annotation, molecular function: lipase activity. The coding region runs from base 237 to 1328 and encodes 363 amino acids. The record is from RefSeq and is a predicted model, not a curated record. Lineage: Eukaryota; Viridiplantae; Streptophyta; Pinopsida; Cupressales; Cupressaceae. Gene Ontology annotation, biological process: lipid metabolic process.
GAAAAAGGAAUCAAAAGCUUCCCCCAUGUGAAUGCACAGCCCGAAAAAGGUACGAGUUGAUGUUCGCUUCUCCAUGAUUCUGCAUAAAUGAUGAAGCAUGAUCAUAACAACCAAAUUCCCAAACCAGUGAGAUAGACGGCCAUUCUUUUCACCCCGACAGAUUUUUACGUGUCAGAUGCUAAAUGCAUUUUGGUGCGAAUCUGAGACGAACUGAUUGAAUAAUACUGACUGAGAAAAUGAGGCCAGUGAUGAGAAUAAUAUGGAGCCUUGGAGUUAUUAUAACAAUGGGAGUUGCAGAAUCGAAUGAAAUCCCUUUCUUCAUAUUUGGUGACUCUCUGGCGGACGCAGGCAACAACAAUUACAUUGCCUCCCUCUCAAAAGCUGAUUUCCCCCCUUAUGGAAUUGAUUUCACACUUUCAGGGGGCAGACCCACGGGCCGUUUCACCAAUGGCAAAACAAUCCCCGACAUCAUUGGGCUUAGCAUUGGGAAGACAAUGUUACCCCAACCAUACUUGGCACCCACUACCAAAGGAGCUCUCAUACUUCCUGGAGUGAACUACGCAUCAGGGGCAUCUGGAAUCCUCAAUGUCACUGGAUCUCUCUUCGCCGCGCGUAUUGUACUGCAGCAACAAGUUGAGUACUUCGAAACAACGAGGAUGGAACUCGUCGAUAUGCUAACCGAAGCCGGUGCUAUCAAGUUCCUUGAGAAAUCAGUAUUUACCGUGACAACAGGCUCAAAUGAUUAUCUCAUUAACUAUCUUUUACCUGUCUCACCCAUGAGGGCUCGUUACACACCAGAUGAGUUCCAGGAGGAGCUUAUAUCUCAGCUAGGCGUUUUACUUAUGAGAUUGUUCAGUUUAGGGGCCAGGAAGUUUGCUAUAGCAGGAAUCGGGCCUCUGGGAUGCACACCUUUUGAAUUGUCUUUAAACAAAUCUACGAAUGGUAUAUGUAUUUCUCAGUCCAAUAAUCUGGUAGUGAACUAUAACAGCCGUUUGAAACAGCUUAUUACCCAGCUAAAUUCCAGUCUACCUGAUUCUCAUUUUGUGUAUCUCAAUACUUACGACGUUGUGAUGGACCUCCUCCAAAACUACCAGAAGUACGGUUUUGAGAAUCCUAAUACUGCAUGCUGUGGAGCUGGUGGGCAGUUCAGAGGAAUAGUUUCGUGCCUGCCAAACAUAGGAUUCUGCAACAGUGAUCGAUCUAGAUAUAUAUUUUGGGACGCUUAUCACCCAACGGAGGCCACCAAUACUCUUGUAGCCAAGAAAUUCUUGGAUGGAACUCCAAAAGAGUCUUUUCCUAUAAACUUGAGACAACUCUUCUCCAUUUGAAUUAAUUAUAUAAACAGGAAAAGAGAAGUUCGAUGGAUUCUGAGAUGAAGAUUUUCUUACUUAUGGAGGACUCGAUUAGAGAAAGAAAUAAUGUCUUGUCAUUAGGCAAGAUGAGGCGGCCGGAGGUUGAAUUUAGAACAUAAGUGUGCAACUGCAAUAGUUUUAGUGAGAAAAUGUAAAGAACUAUAUUAAUAUGGAUAUGGAAGUUGAAGGUUUUUAUAAAGUGAAUUAUAGAAUUAUAUUGUAUAAUUGCGUCGCUUGCGGGAGUGUAUGGAUGGACUACGUGACAAACGUAACCAUAAUUAUUAUUGUAGGAGAACAGCGGUGUCCGUUGCUCCAAGUGUGAAUAUUUUGUAUUAUAACACAGAUUUUAAACUUA